Ostrinia nubilalis (European corn borer) is the source of this 2606-nucleotide messenger RNA. Its product is annotated as CCR4-NOT transcription complex subunit 3-like. Gene Ontology annotation, cellular component: CCR4-NOT core complex; P-body. The transcript has 6 exons. The coding region runs from base 198 to 767 and encodes 189 amino acids. Lineage: Eukaryota; Metazoa; Arthropoda; Insecta; Lepidoptera; Crambidae. Gene Ontology annotation, biological process: regulation of DNA-templated transcription; nuclear-transcribed mRNA poly(A) tail shortening. The record is from RefSeq and is a predicted model, not a curated record.
CGCCGACCAGCGCGGCGCCCGCCCUGCCGCCCGCGCCCGCGCCCGCGCCGCCCUCGCCGGCGCCGUUAGCUCUCAAUGGACCUACGUUACACCACCACGCACUCAACAAUGGGCGAGUGAGCGAAGCGUCGACGGCGAGCGCGGCUUCGAGCACGGCGCGCGCGGCCGACGCGGGCGGCACCGCCUCGCUCAAGAGCAUGGCGCAGGAAGCCGUGCAGCGAGCGGGGCUCGACGCGCCGCACCAGAACGUGCGGAGAGGCGUGUCUGUUGCGCAGGCGCACAUUCCGCCGUUAUUAGGCGUCGCGCCACUAGGGCCGUUACCACUUACUUCUGAGCACCAGCUACAGUUCCAGAUGAUGGAGUCGUCGUUCUACCACAUGCCGCACCCGUCGGACUCCGAGCGGGCGCGCGCGUACCUACCGCGCAACAUCUGCCAGACGCCCAUCUACUACAAUCAGGUGCUCCUGCCACACUCGGAGUCGGUGGAAUUCUUCCAGCGACUGUCGACAGAGACGCUGUUCUUCGUGUUCUACUACAUGGAAGGCACCAAGGCGCAGUACCUCGCCGCCAAGGCGCUCAAGAAGCAAAGCUGGCGCUUCCACACCAAGUACAUGAUGUGGUUCCAGCGCCACGAGGAGCCCAAGGUCAUCAACGAGGAGUACGAGCAGGGCACAUAUAUCUACUUUGACUACGAAAAGUGGGGCCAGAGAAAGAAGGAGGGCUUCACGUUCGAGUAUAAGUACUUAGAGGACCGCGACUUGAACUGAGCGCGCGGCGCGCCGGGGGCCACGCGCCGCCGCCCCGGGGGCCACGCCUCGCGGGGGCCACGCGCCCCGGGGGCCACGCCCGCCCGAGCGCGGGGGCCCCGCCGCCGCGACGCUGCCUCCAUUCCGUUGUACGACAGUAUUUUUGUAACGAUGUGAACGAUGUCUCUGUGGUGACUCAGUGAACUACCCGGCAUGUGUCCCGACGCGGCCGUCGUCGAGUGAACUUCGCAUUUCUGGCAGUUUUUUAUAUUGUAGAAAACGAGCGUUUUAACGAAUCGGCAUCGAGAAACGAGCGCGCGAAAGAUAUCACGCGACGCGAUGAUCGGUUUCGGCCGUUCGCGGGAUUAUUAUUAUUAAAAACAAUGUGAUAUUGAUAUAUAGGCGCCCGGGGCUCGCUCGCCUGCCGCCGGCGCCGGGCCGCUCGGUCGUCGCUCGCGCCACACUUUAAUUUUUCCCGAUAGGCCUCGUUAGCGCUAGAUGUUGUAAGAUAAUGUAGAUAAGCCCGUUAUAUUUGAUGACAUCACAGUGGCGUGACGCGACCGGGCCGCCCGCGCGUGACGAGUCUGUGACGAGUCGGACCCGCACGCUCCGCCACGAAAACCGCCCCGAUGGGGGGAGGAAGCGACCUAUUUAAAGCUGAGCCAGUGCCUUUCUUAUUAUUUGUCAUAUACACGAUUGCUGUAGGAGCUGACGCAGUAAAUUUGGCAGCUCAAAAACCAACGACUGACGCGUUUUGAACUGGCAAAUUUGGACACGUCGCUUCCGUGAUGGAAUGUAAAGAGUUGACUGUCCGGUGAAUGAACGUUUUUAUAAUACUGUAGAUUCGACAUCACAUGAAGAGGAAGUGGAACCUGAUUGGAAUUGCGCUUUCUCUCCUCAUCCGUUUCGGCGAGUGCGUGGUGUGCGGCCACGAUGAUGACGCUCGAAUAUGGAAGCCACGAGUCCCGCGGGCAGGCGGGCCGGUCCCUGGACUUUUGUUUUAAUCUUGUGUAUAGUGAGCAAUUUGGAAUAGUUCGGAAUUAAUUUAAGUGCUAACUCACGCGUACAGCUGAUGUACCGACAGUUUUUAAAAAUGUUACAAUAAAAUUGUUUACCACAUCGUAAUAGACUGUAUUUAUUGAACUGCGUGGCGGUUGUAUGUGAUUAACUGACGUGUUUGCUAUACGAUCGACGCACCGUUUUUAUAUGACGCGAUUUUGUAUGAAGCUCGUACAGCAGUCGUAUUCGUGAUUUAGGCCUAAAUAUAAAUACCGUAGGAUCUCCAGUGUGAUUUCAUUAGAUGCGCUAAGGCGGCGCGCUCUCUCACUCCGCUCCGUGGAACGUCAUCGAGUCGUGUAUAUUAUACAUUUAGUGCAUUUAAAUUGAACAAAAGCUUAAAUCGUAGCGUACGUGAAUCACUGCCACGCUUCUUGUAAUAUAUUUCGGUGAUUAGACUUACGAUAUUUAAAUUGUACUUAUUUAUUUUGUGAUAAAUUAUUAGCGCCAAGGCAGGGGCGGGUGAGAGAGCGGCCGGACUCGUCGAGAGCAAUACAACUUACUGCCAGACAGUACAGUACUCGUACAAUGGUACGGCAAUGGGCGGCCGGGGCCGUGGCCCGACGCGUCGCGUCGUGUCGCGCGGGGUCGCGUCGUGUCGCGCCGCGUCGCGUCGUGUCGCGUCGCGUCGUGCGGUAGGUGAGCGGUCGAGCGCGCGAUCUCGUUUAUUCCGUGCGUGAUAGUUUUCACUUUUGUAAAAAGUUAUCGUGAAAGCAAGUAUGUGGUAAAUAAUAAUUUAAAAAAUUAUCUGUACAGUUCUAUUUGUAUAGAAAUAAUAAAUAACGAUUAAAAAAAUUUAAAACA